This is a messenger RNA of Scomber scombrus (Atlantic mackerel), 2588 nucleotides long. RefSeq names its product scavenger receptor cysteine-rich type 1 protein M130-like. The record is from RefSeq and is a predicted model, not a curated record. Gene Ontology annotation, cellular component: membrane. NCBI's taxonomy places the organism in Eukaryota, Metazoa, Chordata, Actinopteri, Scombriformes, Scombridae. The coding region runs from base 101 to 2281 and encodes 726 amino acids. The transcript is spliced from 10 exons.
GAUCAGUUCGUUUUGUUCUGAUGAAAUGAAAGAUUAAACGUGUUAUUAGCAGAGGAGAGCUGACGAGCGGGUCAGACAGAGACAGACGGUCUACCUGGUCAUGGAUCUCCUGCUGAUGCUGUUGCUGUUGCUGUGGAGCUCAGGACUCCAGGCUGAAGAUAAACACCAAUCAACAGAGCCUGUCAGGUUGGUGGGAGGAGCCAGUCGCUGUGCAGGUACACUGGAGGUGGAACAGGGAGAGUGGAGACCAGUCAGAUAUGACUUUUUCUGGACCCUGAAGGCAGCAGCUGUUGCCUGCAGAGAAUUGGACUGUGGCUCUGCUGUAUCAAUAGGAAGCAGAGAUGAGUCCUCAGACAGACCUGUAUGGGAGAUCAACCAUAACUGUCCUCAGUCUGGAUCUACACUGAGGGACUGUGCAUUAUCAGAUUCCUCUUCCUCCAUCAUGGAGCUCACCUGCUCAGACUCUGUCAGGCUGGUGAAUGGGACUAGUCUGUGUUCAGGCAGACUGGAGGUGAAGUCUGAGCAGUCGUGGUCCUCAGUGUGUGAAGCUGACUUUGACCAGCAGGAUGCAGAGGUGGUCUGUAGGGAGCUUGGCUGUGAGGCUCCUUCAGUCCUCCAGGGGGCGCUUUAUGGAGAAGUGGAGGCUCCAAUGUGGACCAAAGAGUUCCAGUGUGGAGGCAAUGAGUCUGCUCUCCUGGACUGUAGAAGAUCAGACUCAGCUAGAAGACCCUGCUCACCUGGUAGAGCUGUUGGACUCACCUGCUCAUCUGGGACUGUCAGGUUGGUGCGAGGAGCCAGUCGCUGUGCAGGUACACUGGAGGUGAAACAUGGAGAGUGGAGACCAGUGAGUGACUCUUACUGGACCCUGAAAGCAGCAGCUGUUGCCUGCAGAGAAUUGGACUGUGGCUCUGCUGUUUCAAUAGGAAGCAGAGAUGAGUCCUCAGACAGACCUGUAUGGAGGAUCCACCCUUACUGUCUUCGGUCUGGAUCUGCACUGAGGGACUGUGUAAAAUCAUCAGAUUCCUCUUCCUACAUCGUGGAGCUCACCUGCUCAGACUCUGUCAGGCUGGUGAAUGGGACUAGUCUGUGUUCAGGCAGACUGGAGGUGAAGUCUGAGCAGUCGUGGUCCUCAGUGUGUGAAGCUGACUUUGACCAGCAGGAUGCAGAGGUGGUCUGUAGGGAGCUUGGCUGUGGGGCUCCUUUAGUCUUCCAGGAGGCGCUCUAUGGAGAAGUGGAGGCUCCAAUGUGGACCAAAGAGUUCCAGUGUGGAGGCCAUGAGUCUGCUCUCCUGGACUGUAGAAGAUCAGACUCAGCUAGAAGAACCUGCUCACCUGGUAAAGCUGUUGGACUCACCUGCUCAUCAGAGCCUGUCAGGUUGGUGGGAGGAGCCAGUCGCUGUGAAGGUACACUGGAGGUGAAACAUGGAGAGUGGAGACCAGUGAUGAGUGACUAUUUCUGGACCCUGAAGGAAGCAGCUGUUGCCUGCAGAGAAUUGGACUGUGGCUUUGCUGUUUCAACAGGAAGCAGAGAUGAGUCCUCAGACAGACCUUUAUGGUGGAUCCACCCUUACUGUCUUCAGUCUGGAUCUGCACUGAGGGAAUGUGCAUCAUCACGUUCCUCUUUUUCCAUCAUGGAGCUCACCUGCUCAGACUCUGUCAGGCUGGUGAAUGGGACUAGUCUGUGUUCAGGCAGACUGGAGGUGAAGUCUGAGCAGUUGUGGUCCUCAGUGUGUGAAGCUGACUUUGACCAGCAGGAUGCAGAGGUGGUCUGUAGGGAGCUUGGCUGUGAGGCUCCUUCAGUCCUCCAGGGGGCGCUCUAUGGAGAAGUGGAGGCUCCAAUGUGGACCAAAGAGUUCCAGUGUGGAGGCAAUGAAUCUACUCUCCUGGACUGUAGAAGAUCAGACUCAGCUAGAAGAACCUGCUCACCUGGUAAAGCUGUUGGACUCACCUGCUCAGAAAUUGUCAGGUUGGUGGGAGGAGCCAGUCGCUGUGCAGGUACACUGGAGGUAAAACAGGGAGAGUGGAGACCAGUCAGAUAUGACUUUUUCUGGACCCUGAAAGCAGCAGCUGUUGCCUGCAGAGAAUUGGACUGUGGCUCUGCUGUAUCAAUAGGAAGCAGAGAUGAGUCCUCAGACAGACCUGUAUGGGAGAUCGACCAUAACUGUCCUCAGUCUGGAUCUACACUGAGGGACUGUGCAUUAUCAGAUUCCUCUUCCUCCAUCAUGGAGCUCACCUGCUCAGGGCAGCAGGGGGUAGAAGUCAGACCCACAGGAGAACAUUGAGCUGGAUUAUUAUAACCUGGGUGUUUCCAGAGCUGAAGGAGAGCCGGCUGGAGAGGAAGGAGCUCGGGGAGCAGAGUAGGACCUCCGAGGAGCCACACAAACCCUCUGAAGAAGUUUGGUUUCAUCUCUCCUCUCAGUCUGACAGGUUUUUGCAGCCCAGCACGGCGAGGAAUGACGUCCAUAGUGUUCGAUUCCACAGCUUCUGAUUUCCAUCCAGCACCAACGCUCAGUGCCAAAACAGGAAGUAGUAAGACCUUUAUUAAAACCACUAGAAGAAGAGCAGAGAGGAGAUCUGAUCUGUAUAUAA